AAGUGGGAAUUCCCUUGUCAGCGUGCCGUGUUUCUGAAAGGAAGGGAUGCCAGCUGGAAGGGUCAAAGUCUUUAGAAUCGGACUGGAAGACGAGGUGAUGAACAUUUACUUGGUCAUUGUGUGAUAUAUUCGGGACUGCGACAGUGAAGCCUACUGAACCCAGUCUCGGAAUUUGAUGUCUUAUUCCUUGCCCGAGGUAACCUGUGGGAAGUUGCAAUGAAAGGCCUUUGGGUCAUGAUGGCAAGCCAAGGCAGCAAAAUUUCAACAUUCGUCUUCCUGGAUCUCGAGACUACAGGGCUCUUAAAUGCCAGAGAAAAGACCAGAGUCACUGAAUGCAGCCUAGUGGCUGUUCACAGAACUCAGCUUUUGGAGGCAUUCAGAAACAGAUUAUCUUCUCCAGCGCGUGUUCUGAACAAACUUACCCUGUGUUUCUAUCCCAUGAAACCAAUUCCGCACAACAUUUGGCAGUUAACAGGUCUUGACAAUGACAACUUGUACCAUCAGAUGAAUUUUACUGGUGCGACUACUGAAAUGUUUAAUGCAUUUCUGGCAAGACUAGACCCCCCUGUUUGUCUGUUUGCUCAUAAUGGAGAUGCUUUUGACUUCCCUCUUCUCAAAACAGAGAUAGAAAAUUCUGGCCACAGCCUAGCUCAGGGAAUACUGUGUGUAGAUACUUUAAAGAUGUUGAAGACAAUCUAUGGAAGAGGUGGAUAUGGGAGAGAAAUCACACUUACUCCAAAUCUGUCAGUUCAUGAAGCAAGAUGUGGGGUCAGUAAAGAGCAAGAUCUAAGACGAAUUCCAGACAAAGUUGAAGAUGACAGGGUGUCUAGGGCUCAAGAAAAAUCCAUCCAGGAACUGUCUGAGAAGACACCUGAAAGAAAUUUUCUGAGCAGCUUGAAGAGGAGGAGCUCCUUGCAAGAAACUCCAACCCAAAAAAUGGCAAAAUUGCUCAACAGUGCCUCAGGAAGUUCGGUGAAACGAGAACUAUUCCCGUCCAAGUCUGCUACAGAUAUCCCUGUUGUUGUAAAGGAUGAAUUAGACUGGGGAUCAGAUGUGGAGGAUGAAACCCUAGUUAUGGCACUGGACAGGUAUGAGGAGGUACCUGAGCUUUAUUUGGAUUCAACUGGUAACCAGGAAGAUGAAAACAAAAAUUUACAAAGUUCUGAAAGCAUUUUAACAGGGGAACCUGUUUCAGCUAUGGUAGAGCCUGGUGAAACUGACAGAGUGGGUUCUCAGACAUUGAAGGAGAAUAAAAACUCAGCCACAGGGCCAUCAACAAAUGAAGUAGAUGUUCUACACAAUCAGGUUCAGAAGAAUGGUGUUGACAUAAGCACCCCACCUAAAUCUUUUGGUCUUAGAGCUGUAUUUGAACACGUUUUUGGCCAUCCUCCAGUAAACACCCACAGGGCAGAAGGAGACUGCAUGUCACUCUUGAUGAUCUGCCAAAAGAUGGCUCCACUUGUCUGUGCAUUGGCAGAUGAAAAUGCAGUUCCUUUCAGCCGCUUCAGUGCAGUUUAUUCAUAUACAUGCAAGUAUAUUCUUAAACCUGGUGAAUUUCCUUAUGAACUGGAUAAGUUUUAAUGUCUUAUUUUGUUAACAGUUAUGACUGUAGGAGAAAGGCCUUUAUAUCUAUUUGCCCAGUUUGUGUCACAUAUUUGCUUGCUUAGGAUUUUGAAAAUAUAGAAAAAAACACAUUUUAAGUUUACUUAGUCGAUUUCAUUUAAAAGGAUAAAUAUAUAUAAAAAAUGUCAUCAUAUUCAUCAUCUUUCAUGCUCUAUUUUUUAGAUAUAUCUUAGACAUUUAUAUUUUACAAGGUCAUAUAUAGUUUGCAUCCUAUUUCGUCAGCUUUGAAAGAACAUUUAGUGAUACUGCACAUAUUUAGUUUAUGUUUGCAGUUGGUGCAAAUUGUCAUACAUGUAUAAGUAUGUGUAUAUUUACAUAUUUAGUGAUUUUACAGCUCAAGAAAUAUUUACAUGUACUAUAGUUUUAUAAAGGUAGAGAUAUGGGCACCACCACUUACGAUGAUAAACAGUGAAACAGAUUAGGGGUGGCAAUUAAUACUUAUUUUUUCCUUGCAGUUGAGUAUGCUUUUUUAUUACCAUGAUAGAAAAAAAAACAAAAGAUAUAUAAAGUACAUAUAGAUAAGAAAUAAUAAAUUGUGAAGAUAUAUUUAUUUAUAAUUAACAAAAAAAUGAAGUAUAGUUCAUAUGAUAUGCACCUAAUGUAACUGUUUUGAUUAUUUUUGUUACAUUUUGAAAAAUCAAUUUCAUAUGAGAAUUCUAUAUAUAUAUAUAUAUAUAUAUUCAUGUGUGGAUCGAAUAGAAAUGUAGAAAUAUCAACCUCCCAUCUCCCAUGCAAGCAGCAGCCACCAAAAGUUGGAAAUAUUUAGCACUGUGUCCCUGAUUUAAGUCAUACAUGUCAAUUUUUCUAUUUAAAAGAUUUAUCAGGUGUGUCAAGAGAUUUUUUCAGGGGCAGACAGAGGCCAUCUUUUGGGUGUUCUGGAAGACGGUCAGAAUUUUUCAAGAUUACAUUGACAACAUCUAAUUUUGCUGUUAGAAAAUGGUUUAAAAUGGAGGAUAGAUAAAAAAAGAUAAUUUGGCAGUCUGUUAGAAAAUAUAUCUGGAUCCAUGCUUGUUUUUUGGUAAAAUUAAGUUAAAACAAACCAAUCUAUAUGGUCGCUUAACGCACGUAAAGGUCUGUAUUUAACCCAAAUGUAUGCUUCACUUCUGAUCUUAUUGCUAAGUGUUUGUAAUUUUUUUUCAACUGUGAUAAACAAGACAAAUAUUGCAAGCUUUAAAGAAGGGAUUUUCAAACAAGGUGGUAAUUCAAGUUUGUUCUGCAUUGUAUUCAUUCAUAAACAGUAUUGAUUUUCAUUAUAUUUACAUCAUAAAUAUUAUAUCUACCCUUAUUAUGGUAUAUUUAUAAUAAAA
Molecule: messenger RNA, 2930 nt
Organism: Lingula anatina
Lineage: Eukaryota; Metazoa; Brachiopoda; Lingulata; Lingulida; Lingulidae
Product: three prime repair exonuclease 2
Biological process (GO): DNA catabolic process
Cellular component (GO): cytoplasm
Molecular function (GO): 3'-5'-DNA exonuclease activity; nucleic acid binding
Source: RefSeq, a predicted model, not a curated record